Molecule: messenger RNA, 634 nt
Organism: Talaromyces stipitatus ATCC 10500
Lineage: Eukaryota; Fungi; Ascomycota; Eurotiomycetes; Eurotiales; Trichocomaceae
Exons: 2
Coding region: 1-414 (137 amino acids)
Source: RefSeq, a predicted model, not a curated record
AUGCAAGCCUAUACCCUGGUGACAGAAGAGGAUAUGAUCAAUGGUAUCUACUCGAACAUCAAUUCCUGCCAAGCUUUGCCUCUACACGGCCCCCUCAAAUAUUAUCAAGGAGCGUACGGUGAAACUGCACUUUAUGCUGCUGCUAGCUCCGGAAAUUAUUCCGCAGUAUUUUGGUUUUUCGGCCUCCCCGAAAUCACCCAUGGCCAAUAUGGACUAUCAGAUCAACGCACAGGAGCAUUUUCGAGACUAGAGCCUGCCACCGCAUUCCAAUUGGAACCGCGCAAUCGAGAGCAGGAACGACGUGUCGCAAGUCCGCUUGAUCCGGUAUAUAUGGAAAACACAGAGCCACAGGAAGCCGACAAGAGAUUGCGUCAAACCAAGCGGCAGAGAAAGAUUGGUACACCAGACCAAUAAGCAUUAAAUUUGUGGCGAUGCCUGCAUCCUAAAUGUUCCAAGCGCACAUUUCGGACCAAGGCCAAUCUAUUACGCCACAGCCGUGAAGUCCACAGGGCUAUAUUGUUGCGAUGCCGGCAUCCUCAAUGUUCCAAGCACACAUUUAAGACCAAUAGCAUUCUGUUACGCCACAACCGUGAAGCCCACAGGGCUUAUGGCCACACAGGCUUUCCGUGUUUAU